ACAAAAACGAACCGAAAUUAACAAAAAGCGGAAAAUACUUGAAAUGGCCCCAACACUCACCAACUCACCCAAACCUCGUCGUAUGAGCUCGACCAUUACCAUCCGGUCCCGUAGCGCAACCCGUAGCAUUACGCCAAUUUCGGAAGACGAAACGAUGUCACGACGCAUGCGGCGUUUCAAGUCGACCCUUCCCACUAUUCGUGAGGAAAAGGAAUGUGAUGAUCGCACAACCCGAAAAACGAUCUCACAUCACAGAAAACCCACGUCACAUCGUCAUGUCGCUUGCGGAAUAUGCAAAAAAGACCACCGUCUAGUGACUUGCGCUACGUACUCGGCAUACAAUAUAAGCAAAAAAUACGAAGCAGUAAUAAAGCAUCACUACUGCGUUAAUUGCUUAGCCAGGUCGCACAAGACAGAAGGAUGCACAAGCAAAAAUCGAUGUUCCACUUGCCAUGGGAAACAUCAUUCAUCCCUACACGGACAUCCGAGGCUAUACCCGACCAACGAUGCCAAUGUUGUUGAGAAACAUCCACUUGCGAUAGAGACCCGACUACCAUCCUUACUGGCUAAGCAGACCCUAGUACCCACAUUGAAGAUCCGAUUAAGAUGCGAUGGCGAAUGGUAUAAAGUUCGAGCCAUUUUGAACCCUACCCUAAAAAUUACAAAUAUAGCGGCCGAACUCGUUAAAAAAUUAAAACUGCCAAUUACAUACCUCAACACGUAUCGUAUUUGUAGCAUCAAAAUAAGCUCCAAUAAUGACACAAAGUUUUGUCUGGAAUGUAACGCAGUAAUCACCCACAAUUUACCCAAAAAACCCUAUGAGCGAGAUCUAAGUGACGAUGUGCAAAUGCGCUUUGAACACUUAGUUCUCGCUGACCCUCAAUUCCACAGCAACAAAGAGAUAACGUUGGAGAUUGGAGCGGAUAUAUACCCUCAAGUUAUCAGAAGUGGACUCUUUAAACCCGAAAAUGGUACAGUGGUGGCGCAGAAUACAGCAUUUGGCUGGACCCUUACUGGCACCAUCUAACCCUAAGUAUACUGCUGAUAAUUACUCCAAUCAAUCUCAAAUUUUUCAACCAAUAUGUUACCCUACUAAUACUCAAUUAUUUCGCAGAUUC
This is a messenger RNA of Bactrocera neohumeralis, 1118 nucleotides long. RefSeq lists its product as uncharacterized. Lineage: Eukaryota; Metazoa; Arthropoda; Insecta; Diptera; Tephritidae. The coding region runs from base 44 to 1027 and encodes 327 amino acids. The transcript is spliced from 2 exons. The record is from RefSeq and is a predicted model, not a curated record.